CAAGCAGCCCAGCGUAACGAGAUUCGAACGUUUCAACGCUUCAAACAAAAAACAAACCAAAAUCACUCGUCUUCCUCCUCUCCUCCCCCCACUCCACUCCCCGCCUCCCAAACCCCAAUGCGGACCUGCUUCCUCGCCACCGACUACUUCUCGCCGUCGCCGGCGGCGGCCUCCUCCCCGGACCAAGCCCUAUCCCUAGCGGCCCUGCGCUUCCCCCCUCUCCCCGUCCCGUCCCUCCCUCCCGACCCCCAAUUCCGCUUCCCCAUCCCGUUCCCCGCCGUGGCCGACCUCCCCGCAGCCAGCAUCCCCGGCGACGACCUCGACUCGCUCCCCGUAUCCUCCGCGCUAUCCGCGUUCCUCGCCGCCGUCAUCCCGCAGGUCCGGCCCGCGCCAACCAUCCCCGCCCCCGCCGCCGACGACGACGAGCUUGGGUGCUUCGCGCAGGGAUUGCUGGAUGACUACAUCUACGGCAGGGGCGUGUACGGCAGCAAGGGGUUUAGCGCGAGGGCGUCUGCUGCAUCCAAAACCCCCGAUGGGUCUGCUGGGGACGGAGAGGGAACCAUAUCAGACAGACCGGUGACCUCCGCCGACACGGAGGGAUGGGACCUGCUGAAGGAGCUCCAGUUCGAGGUGGCAGAGGUCGAUCUCCCUCAGAUGCUGGAAGAACACGUUGCUUCCUCCGUUGGCGACGAGUCGUCGGGUGGUGGUGUCACCGUACGGUUCCGCGUUCCAGACGUCAAAAUCCGCCUGGAUAUCAUUCAAACUGACACUGAGAUGACUUUAAGAUAUCCAACUGAACUUGCGGACUCAAUUUAUCAAGUAGAAAAAAUCCCUGUGAAGCAUAAUGAUGAGGCAGACCAUUUCUCUGCAACAAAUGUUAACUUGUCAGAGAUUGCAGCAUUUGAUUGUGGUGCAAAAAUACCACAAUUGGAGGUUUGUAGGAAUUCCUGGGAGCUUGAUGAGUGCCCAACCAAGGCAGAGAUAUCCAGUAUUUUUCAUAACCUUGUUGAGCACUUGAGUGAAGCACAGGUUCAGCAUUCAGCGUUUAAAUCAACAGAGUUCUCGAGACCAAUUGAUAUUGAUAUGCUGGCCUUGGUUGCCAAAGAUGCACCAUCUGCAGACUAUCAAGUAGAUGAACCAACAACAGUCAGGGAUGCAGUAGAAAUGGAUCUUGUGAGGAUCAAUGGUAAUAUUCUGGUGGACAGAAACUCAGCAUUAUACCCUCUCAAGCCUGAUGGGACUUGCUCAGACUUGCCGUGCUCAAUGUUGUUAGAAGAAGUCCAGAUCAUUGAUUUUCCUUCAGAUGAUGUCUCCAAAACGCUUGUUCAGUCAGAGACAGCUGAGCUGAGUACAUCUGAUGAAAUAUUCAAAGACGACUUUGAUCCAGCAAGACGUUUCUAUGAAUCAGUGGUUAGCUCUGAGUUGGUACUGGUUGACGAUGCAUUCAUAUCAUUGCCUACACCUAUUUUAACUGAUGAUGAUAUGACCCUGAGAUCUAUGAUUCCCUCCAUGGGAGAAGUACUCGGCUCUCUGAAACCACAUUCUCUCUCUUCAGCUGACGGAAUUUAUUUGGACUGGCAUCUUCUAUUGGAAAGUCCAUGCAACCGGGAGAUCUGCUCUACUUAUGCAAGCAUGGUUGAGGAGGUAAAAAGUUGCCAUUCAAAUUCUGAGCUGCAAGUCAGUUGCCAGGAGACAUCAGCACCCAGCUUUGAUUUUCUUGAGUAUUUUUGGAGAAGUGCAAAGAACCAAGAUGAGGACAAGCAGAAAAAUAUUUAUGUUCCAGCCCAUGAUGAUCCACCUGCUGUAGUGGAAACAGCUCAGAAAUACAGACAAGAAUUUGAUACUGGAGGCCACAGCCACAUGGAAAAGUUGAGUUCAAAAAAGCCAGCUUCCUUAUUCGAGUCAAAGUCGCAAUCGAAUGACCUGAACUUCUACUUGAAUGUCAGAAGCGGCACCAAGAGAGGAGCUAAUGAGUACAGUGUUUCUACUUUAGAUAUCCCCACUUUGAAAGAGCAAGCAGCUCCUUCUUCAACCAUGCCUAAAGUUGAAAAGCUCAUAGAAAUUCAUCCUGUCAGCCUCUCAGAUUCUAUUCGAGUCCUUAUUAAACACAUCCAUAUAAGUUAUACUUCUGCUUUGCAAGAAAGUGCAUCUUUGAGGCAUACUUUCUCCGAUGGGCAUGGUUUAAGCAUUUCGAAGCAGAAACUUCUUGGACUGAUAACUGGAGAAGGUUCAGAUGGCUUCUAUAAUCACUGUAAAUACGAAGAUAAGAUGGAACUCAUGGUACUGUAUGGACUAAAACAGGUUGCAUACUACCUCUGUUUCUUUGGUUUGCAUGCUGCCCAUAUGUACAUAAGCAACCUGAUUGGAAGUUUUGAAAAUAUUCCUGAGAGGUUAAGGCAUGUUCAUUGUCUCAUCGGUGAAGCACGGUGGAAAGCCGAGAAGCACCAGUUUGACUCCCAUCCAUCAUUAUUUGACAUUGAGAAAAUCCUCAGAUCUAAUACUCGGACAAACCAAAAGAUCCUUAUAGUUGCCGACAGAGCUUUCUGGGUGCCAUUGGGUCAUAAAUUAACUUCACUGAAGAUGACAUUUGGUGAACUAGGAAAAGACCCUGAUGCAGCUUAUCUAGAUCAGGUGAACAAGGCGAAUUCUAAAACUUCGGUGCUGGGAGGAUUAGCGAAAUCAGACUGCAUUCUGCUAGAUAACAAGGACAUUCCAGCUUCAUUCCCUUUCAGUGAGUUUGGCAUCGUACUGGAAUAUGGGGGUCCAAAUAAAUCAUCUACUUUGUUGUCUCUGGCUCCUAAAUUAGAUGGUUUUCCACCACUGCAUUUCCUCUAUGUCAAAGUGGAUACUGAAGACUCUUCGAUUGCACUUGUGGAGGACAAUCCUACAGAGCAAGAUUUGAAAGCCACAUUGGAUACAGUUUUGCAUACACUUCAGAAGGAUCUGCAAGAGAAGAUGAACAAAAUGCGUAUUGUUGAUUCGUUGAACUUCAUACCAGCAACUAAUCCACUGCAAGGACUGCAGGAAAAUCUAGUCAAACAUCUCACUGCUGAUUCAACAAUAAGCUUCCCGGCAGAUGAUCAACAGCUCAAACUAGAAAAUCUGGAGAAAAAGAAUACUGCUGAUGCACCUAAUUUUGUGCCUGUAGCUGAACAGCGGCCCCAAGAGGAAAUUUUGAGCAAAAGAGAUAUUCUUGAUCCACAAAAUUUUGUGCCUGCAGUUGACAAGAGCAGCUCUACUUCUUCCGUGUCUGCAAAUGUGAUGAAAGCCCCGCAAGACAAUCUAUCUGCUACUGACUUGCCUUCCAGUGUAAAAGUUGGCAGCAUCUUAUCAGGAAGAUUGUCUACCCCAGAGGCGGUGAUUGUUGUAAAUACUGGAAGUCAUGGAAAGAGUAUGCUUUUCUCCCGUAGAUCAUCUUAUCAGCAGAUACUAUCUUUGGAGAAAGGAGGAAUGCAGGUUGUGGAACGAGACAUUGAUCUUCCUGUGGACCUAAUACUCAGUGCUUCAGAUUGCUUAGUAUGGUGUGAGACCAAACUCUUUGGGUGCAGUGAAUUCUCAAUGCCAACUGAGACAUCUAGUAUAACAAAUUUUGUAGAGACCAUUGCGACCAAUAUUCUGAUGUCAAUUAGCUUCUGUUUCAGUGGCUGCAUAAUGGUCUUUGAAGGAGAACCUCACUCCCUUGCUGCUGUAAUGGAAUCAUCCGAUUCUCUAUAUGCUGCAGCUGCUAGUCUGGUCAUGAACUUGCAGCUAUUCUUCUCACACACUCCCAAGUCAACAGAUGAGAUAAUUCUUAGUUGCAUCAGAAAGGUGGCUAGGUUAAAUAGAGCUCCUCUAGAUAUACCUGAAUCAGAAAGCUUAGCUGAAUCAUUUCUCACAAAAUUUCCUUCAAUCAACCCCUUGUCUGCAUACAUAAUACUUUCUUCUGGAGGCAGCCUCGUGGAGUUCCUCAGUUGGUCACAUGAGCGUCGCAUUCAGGCUGUUGGAGAGCAUCUGUUGUCUCCACAGAGCAUUUCUCUGUUCAGUGCUUUAUGCAAAUUUGGUGAGCUAGGUGAAUCUAGGUCUGUAAUGACCGAAUGCUCUUCUGUAGAUUCAGACAUCUGCAGUGCAUUGCUGCAGUCUCCAAGGAAGAGGAGAAAGUGUGCCCCACAAGCUUUUGCAGUACCAACUAGUGAUCCUCUAUGUCUCGAUCCUCUAAACCAAUUGCCUGGUGACUAUGUAGAACAUGACAAUGUAUUCUCACCGCCCAAGUUGAGGAGGUUCUCUGACAUGGAGGAUGCAACACCUCACCUCCGAGAGGCCUUCAUGUUCGACCAAAGUUUGAGUAGGGGAGGCGAGGGUGUCUCUUGUCUUCCAAGAAAGCAUGGCGUUGAUGCAAUGAUUCACAGUCAGAUAAUGGGUGAUCCUUUCAGCAAUGAAUUGAGUAGAGAUACGAGGACAUAUGAUAGAAGGGCCAGCGGUAUGGUUGACACACACGACUUCUCUUGGCAGCCUGAAUUCCGGGGUAAAGAACCAAUGAAAAGCUCUUAUCCUGCAAGCGAACCAUCAUUCAGCAGAACUUACAGCCAUCCAGUAUUUCCCACUGCAUUGGAGAUCAACGACGAUACUGGUGACUGGGACUUCUCAGCAGGUACACAUCACACUUUGAAGGGUCAUGUACAUGGUGAUACUUCCACACUCUCUCGCAGAUAUGACGAUGUGGGCAGCAGAUACCAUGAACCACGAGAGGAAAUGAUGCAGAGUCAAGGGGGCUCGCUUGAUUUUCUGAAACAGGAUGUUGGCUCUCAUGCGGCUUCACAUGGUUCAGGCUGGGAAAUCGAUUAUCUAAGGCAAAUGAACGAGAAUAGGAAAGCACGCCAGGAGAGAUCAUCAGGAAUGAUGUCAAACUCGAGAAUGAGGGAUGGAGCCUCUGAGAUUCGAAGUCCUCCAUCAAUUGAAUCCUUCAGAUACCGAGGAGACAGGGAUACUCCUUCGAGGGGGCGGAGCCUUACUAUUGGGACUAGAUACCGAGGAGAUAGAGAUACUCCUUCAAGGGACCGGAGCCCUCCUGCUGGGACUCACCGUUAUGGGAAGGCCAGAGAAGGAACUAAAGCACAUACCCAGGGGGCCAGAAAAUAUUUCAAGGUGCAGCCAAGUGCAAGUCAGGAACGCAGGAUACAGCCGUCCAUCGACCCAUCAUGGACUCCAGUUGACAAAAGAGCGAGACAGAAACUUUCGUUUGCAACAGACGGGAAGGAAAAACAAAGCAAGCUGAUCUGGAGAAACCAGAACAGCCCUGGUAUCGGGUGCGGCUUCCGGAAAAGAUACCGGGAGGAAGGUACGUAGAUUAGAGGUCCUUGGUCGUUGAUCCAAGCUACUGAUGUCUUAAUUAGUAUGUAUAUAUCCCAUGAAGUUAUGUCUUCGCAGCAGUUUCGUGAACUUUGUUGGAGGUAGAAUGUGCACAAGGUACACAAUGUUGUCAGUCAAGCCACAGUUUGUUCUAAAACAUUGCCGGAACCACUGAAUACCGUAUCAUUGUUUCCUCGUUUAUAAAUAGAGGGGAAAUGGAAAAUUAUUGUCCUGUUCAA
Messenger RNA from Lolium perenne, 5564 nucleotides. RefSeq names its product protein SHORTAGE IN CHIASMATA 1 homolog. The record is from RefSeq and is a predicted model, not a curated record. Gene Ontology annotation, biological process: resolution of meiotic recombination intermediates; reciprocal meiotic recombination. Lineage: Eukaryota; Viridiplantae; Streptophyta; Magnoliopsida; Poales; Poaceae.